Molecule: messenger RNA, 1939 nt
Organism: Arabidopsis thaliana (thale cress)
Lineage: Eukaryota; Viridiplantae; Streptophyta; Magnoliopsida; Brassicales; Brassicaceae
Product: Eukaryotic aspartyl protease family protein
Exons: 10
Coding region: 453-1778 (441 amino acids)
Biological process (GO): proteolysis
Molecular function (GO): aspartic-type endopeptidase activity
Source: RefSeq, marked reviewed
GAACGUCUCUCUCUCUCUCUCUCUCUCUGACAGUUCUUUCUGUCUCUCUCUCUGCUCGAUGCGAAGAAUCGAGCAUUUGUGUCGCUCUCUGGAACGUGUGUCUUCAUCGGGAAUAUAACCAUAAUCUCCACGAGCUGCUUGAAUGCGUACCCUUCGUUCCCUAAUGUUGGCGGCGGCUCUAGCAGUGGCUUUGGCCGUGACUGGUUUUGCAGCAUCGCCGUUACCUUCGGCCUAUGCGAAAUACGCAGCUGGUCCGACCAAGAUUCUUCCUUUACAAAGGGCUUUUCCUCUAGACGAGCUAGUGGAGCUGAGUGAACUUAGAGCGCGUGAUCGUGUCAGACACGCGCGAAUCUUACUCGGCGGUGGUCGUCAGAGCUCUGUUGGCGGCGUCGUCGACUUCCCAGUUCAAGGCUCUUCCGAUCCUUACCUCGUCGGCUCCAAGAUGACUAUGUAUGUCACAUUUGCACACACACUCUGUUAUUGGAGUUCUAAUGGAAUUUAUUAUCUUCUCUUUUGUGAUAUGUAGCUGUAUUUUGUUUCUUGGUAGGCUUUAUUUCACAAAGGUCAAAUUAGGUUCUCCUCCUACAGAGUUCAAUGUUCAGAUUGAUACUGGAAGUGACAUCUUGUGGGUUACUUGUAGUUCUUGCAGUAAUUGCCCUCACUCUAGUGGACUUGGAAUCGACCUUCAUUUCUUUGAUGCUCCUGGUUCCUUGACUGCUGGCUCUGUUACUUGUUCAGAUCCGAUUUGUUCUUCAGUUUUUCAGACGACAGCUGCACAAUGUUCUGAGAAUAACCAGUGUGGUUACUCCUUUCGCUAUGGCGAUGGAAGUGGGACUUCAGGUUACUACAUGACUGACACCUUCUAUUUUGAUGCGAUUUUGGGAGAGUCUUUGGUUGCAAACUCAUCUGCUCCCAUUGUUUUCGGCUGUAGUACCUACCAAUCUGGGGACUUGACAAAGUCAGACAAAGCAGUGGAUGGAAUCUUUGGUUUCGGCAAGGGAAAGUUGUCAGUUGUCUCUCAGUUGUCAUCACGAGGGAUUACGCCGCCAGUGUUUUCUCAUUGCUUGAAAGGAGAUGGUAGUGGAGGUGGUGUCUUUGUCCUUGGCGAGAUAUUGGUCCCAGGAAUGGUUUACAGUCCUCUCGUUCCAUCACAACCUCACUAUAACUUAAAUCUGCUGAGCAUUGGCGUGAAUGGACAGAUGCUGCCACUCGAUGCAGCGGUGUUUGAAGCAUCAAAUACCCGUGGAACUAUUGUUGACACAGGAACCACUUUGACAUAUCUGGUGAAAGAGGCUUAUGAUCUUUUUCUCAAUGCUAUAUCAAACAGCGUGUCACAGUUGGUAACACCAAUAAUUUCUAAUGGAGAGCAGUGCUAUUUGGUCUCGACUAGCAUAAGUGACAUGUUUCCUUCAGUUAGUCUCAACUUUGCUGGUGGUGCAUCAAUGAUGUUAAGACCUCAGGACUACUUAUUUCAUUACGGUAUCUAUGAUGGUGCGUCCAUGUGGUGCAUUGGUUUUCAGAAAGCUCCGGAAGAACAAACCAUUUUAGGAGAUCUUGUGCUUAAAGAUAAAGUCUUUGUAUAUGAUCUUGCUCGACAACGGAUUGGAUGGGCAAGCUAUGAUUGUUCAAUGUCUGUGAAUGUAUCGAUAACUUCAGGAAAGGAUAUUGUAAACUCAGGGCAGCCAUGUUUGAACAUCUCAACAAGAGACAUACUCAUACGAUUAUUCUUUAGCAUCUUAUUUGGUUUACUUCUUUGUAUCUUCUUCUCCUUGACGUAAAUUGAUAGAUUAUGUGGGUUUGUUUUAGAGUAGUGUAGUAGUAGUGCCUUUUAACUGUAGAUCAGUCUCAUUGUGAAGGAAUAUGGUUACUUGUGGCCUAUAACUAUAAUAUUGCAGGCAUGAAUGAUGAAACGACAAUUACCAAAGCAAAUCAUUUUAGC